AUGGAGGGUUGUGAUCCAAACCGAUCUCUGGAAGGCGGACCUCCACGAAAUUCGACCCUUCUGGAGCGAGUUCCUCCUGACCGAUGGCAACAACUAGAGUUGCAGAUGCUGUUCCUGAGAGAACAGUCAUUAGAGGAAUGGGUAAUAGAACUGGAGACGCUUGUCAUGACUGAAGUGUGGUUGGCAUGCAUCCCAUCUCUACCCGUGCAUCCCACCUUAUCCCACCUCUACCCCUGCAUCGAGGGAGAGGACUACAAUGGCCCUGGACUUUUUUGGGAUGCUUUUGAUAUUGGUAUGGCACUCAGAAACCCA
Pelobates cultripes (western spadefoot toad) is the source of this 312-nucleotide messenger RNA. Lineage: Eukaryota; Metazoa; Chordata; Amphibia; Anura; Pelobatidae. The record is from the annotation of a GenBank genome assembly.